AUGAAGGCUCGGGGCCGGCUCCUGCUCAUCAUCCUGUGCUCCGUGGGCUUCUCUGCCGCCUACGUCCUGCUGUGCUGCUGGGCCUGCCUGCCCUUCUGCCUGGCCUCCUGCCCGGGCCCCCGCCCACACCUCUCUGACACCAGGCCCACGGCGCCAGGGCCCCUGCCCUUCAGUGGGUACAGCCGAGUGCCAGAUGGGAAGCCAUUGGUCCGAGGGCCUUGCCGCAGCUGUGCCGUGGUGUCCAGCUCCGGCCAGAUGCUGGGCUCGGGCCUGGGCCCCCAGAUCGACGGCGCGGAGUGCGUGCUGCGCAUGAACCAGGCGCCCACGGUGGGCUUUGAGGCGGACGUGGGCCGGCGCAGCACGCUGCGCGUGGUCUCGCACACGACGGUGCCGCUGCUGCUGCGCAACUACUCGCACUACUUCCAGCAGGCCCGCGACACGCUCUACGUGGUGUGGGGCCAGGGCCGGAGCAUGGACCGCGCGCUGGGCGGCCGCACCUACCGCGCGCUGCUGCAGCUCACCCAGAUGUACCCGGGCCUGCAGGUGUACACCUUCACCGAGCGCAUGAUGGCCUACUGCGACCAGGUCUUCCAGAGCGAGACGGGCAAGAACCGGCGGCAGUCUGGCUCCUUCCUCAGCACCGGCUGGUUCACCAUAAUCCUGGCCCUGGGGCUCUGCGAGGAGGUCGUGGUCUACGGGAUGGUCAGCGACAGCUACUGCAGGGAGAGGAGCCACCCCUCUGUGCCUUACCACUACUUCGAGAAGGGCCGGCUGGACGAGUGCCAGAUGUACCUGGCCCACGAGCAGGCGCCCCGCAGCGCCCACCGCUUCAUCACCGAGAAGGCCGUGUUCUCCCGCUGGGCCAAGUCGCGGCCCCUGGUGUUCGCCCACCCGUCCUGGCGGGCCCCGUAG
This is a messenger RNA of Pipistrellus nathusii (Nathusius's pipistrelle), 912 nucleotides long. The record is from the annotation of a GenBank genome assembly. NCBI's taxonomy places the organism in Eukaryota, Metazoa, Chordata, Mammalia, Chiroptera, Vespertilionidae.